AUGACUGCCCAAACAUUCACCUGCUUUGGCCAGCUUCCCCCAGAGCUACGUAUCAAGAUCUAUCUAUUAGCAACGCCACCUCGUGCCGUGACUCUCAAACUAUCCAUGACUACAUCCUGCGAGUGGGAACGUGAGUACAAGGAGAAGAAUGGGGCUUGGCCAAAUUCCUUUCAACUAGAGCAGUGGAACAAAAUCAACGACUACUACUUUCGCAGCUGUACCACGAUACCAGCACUUUUGCAUACGUGCAGAGAAUCCAGAGGAGAGCUGAUAAACCACGGCUAUGAGCUCACAUUUACAACAGUGACAAGAGGUCCACGGGUAUGGUUCAAUUACCGUCAGGACGCCAUAUACGUCCCCUUGUUUUCCUGGUCUUGCGUUGGCUCCUGCACCUGCCCUCUGACGUGUUACUUUACACGUUCAUUUAUCGCAGGAACAUAUCGUCCGUACUCUCCGAAUGAUCUGAUGCGGAUACGCUGGGUCUUACAGGAAAGUGACCUUUCAGUGUACAACUAUACAGGAGAUGCUAUAGACAGGGAUGGGAACCCAACACCAUUUUUGGCUGCUGAUCGAGUUCCUUGCUGGAAGUAA
Molecule: messenger RNA, 591 nt
Organism: Fusarium poae
Lineage: Eukaryota; Fungi; Ascomycota; Sordariomycetes; Hypocreales; Nectriaceae
Exons: 2
Coding region: 1-591 (196 amino acids)
Source: RefSeq, a predicted model, not a curated record